Neoarthrinium moseri is the source of this 3057-nucleotide messenger RNA. RefSeq lists its product as uncharacterized. The coding region runs from base 1 to 3057 and encodes 1018 amino acids. The record is from RefSeq and is a predicted model, not a curated record. Gene Ontology annotation, cellular component: cytosol. The transcript is spliced from 6 exons. Gene Ontology annotation, molecular function: iron ion binding; NADPH-hemoprotein reductase activity; aromatase activity. NCBI's taxonomy places the organism in Eukaryota, Fungi, Ascomycota, Sordariomycetes, Amphisphaeriales, Apiosporaceae.
AUGUCUAUACCCGGCCCUAAACCUCUACCAGUUCUGGGUAAUCUCUUGGACAUUGAUGUAAAUGACGGUCUCGCGUCUUUGAUCAAGCUCGGCCAGAAAUGGGGCCCCAUAUUCUCCCUCACCUUCGCAGGCCGCCGCGAGACCUUUGUCUGCUCGCGCGAGCUGGCAGACCAGCUCUGUGAUGAGACACGCUUCCACAAGCUCGUCAACGGACCCGUGGAGAAACUGCGGCCAGUGGCUGGCGAUGGGCUUUUCACCGCGCCGCACGGGAACGAGGACUGGGCUAUUGCGCAUCGCACACUGGUGCCGUUGUUUGGUCCCCUCGGCGUGCGUGACAUGUUCGAUGGUAUGCUCGAUAUUGCCGGCCAGUUGUGCCUGAAGUGGGCACGGUUCGGAACCAGCACGAGCUUCGACGCGGCGAGCGAGUUCACCAGACUCACGCUGGAUACCAUUGCCCUGUGCACAAUGGACUUUAGGUUCAACAGCUUCUAUCGUGAAGGCGAUAUGCAUCCAUUUGUCAGCAGCAUGGUGGCUGCACUCUCCGAGGCAGAUAAACAAGGUGUCUUACCUGAUAUGGCAAACUUGUUCCGCAGCAAGAGUAUUGCAGAGUACAAGGACCACAUCGAAAAGAUGAAUCAGGUAUGCCGCGAGAUCAUCGCGCAUAGAAGGAAGCAUCCGAAGGAAGGGAAGCCCCGCGAUCUCCUCGACACCAUGCUGAAUGCAAAAGACGACAAGACUGGCCGUGGGUUGAGCGAUCAAAGUGUCAUUCACAACUUGCUGACCUUUUUGAUCGCCGGGCAUGAGACUACAAGCGGUCUGUUGUCUUUUACCUUAUAUUACCUCCUAGAAAAUCCGGAAACUCUGGAGAAGGCCAGGCAGGAAGUGCUCGAGGUGCUGGGAGCUGAGGAGCUCUCUGUGAGACACCUGCAGAAACUACCCUAUCUCGACGCGUGUCUCCGCGAAUCCCUGCGCCUGUCACCCACCGCACCUGGUUUCACGGUCACGCCUUUCAACAAUGAAAUCGUCCAUGACGGUGACACAGAGUAUAUACUGCAGAAGGGAAGCCCCUAUUUCCUCCUCCUGCACUCGAUACACCGAGACACCGCGGUAUGGGGCCCUGACGCCGACGAGUUCAAGCCAGAAAGAAUGCUCAAUGUUGAAUUCGACAAACUGCCCAAGAACGCAUGGAAGCCAUUUGGCAACGGUGUCAGGGGCUGCAUUGGCCGCGCCUUCGCGUGGCAGGAGAGCCAGAUGAUCUUGGCCAUGCUAUUGAGAGACUUCGAUAUCCGCAAGGCGGAUCCCAACUACAAGUUGAAGAUCAAACAGACCCUGACUAUCAAGCCCGUGGGCUUUGAGAUCAAAAAUUCCGUUGUCAGAGGUUUCUCGUUGCAAGCUACGGGCCCUAUGAAUGAAGCCCACAAGAACUUGCAACGGGGACACCCAGUCGUCUUUGUAGCUGCUUCAUAUGAUGGGCAACCCGCAGAAAACGCGUCGGAGUUCAUGGCAUGGUUGAGUAGCCUGGAACCUGGUAGCUUGACCGGGGUCAAGUAUGCCGUCUUUGGUUGUGGAAAUCGCGACUGGCAAGCAACGUACUUCAAAGUUCCGAGGGUUCUUGACGAAGGCUUGAGCAAGGCGGGCGCAGAGAGGCUCGUGACAAUGGGCAUGGCAGACUCCGCAACGAGCGAUGUGGUCUCAGAGCUGGAGGAUUGGAUGCAGGAAAGUCUCUGGCCACGGCUGUCCAAACAUUUCAACGUCGCAGAAGGCCCAGCUGCCGUCAAAAGGGGUAGUCCGUCGAAUAUCACCUUGGGCGAGCCAGCACGCCUCAGCACUAGAAAAGGCUUCGCUAAGGCAACGGUCACAGAGGCCCGGGUACUUUCUGCCCCAGGGGUUUCUCAAAAAAGACACCUUGAACUCCGUCUUCCGGAGGACAUGGAGUAUGACACUGGUGACCACCUCCAAGUGCUCCCUGCCAACAGCCACACCCUAGUCCAACGCGUCCUGUCGAAGUUCCACAUCAGCGCCGAUACGACCGUGACGCUGAGCGGUGCAAACUCAAUAGGUUUGCCAGUUGGCGUACCCAUCACGGCAGGCGACCUAUUCACAUCCUACGUCGAGCUGGCGCACACGGCGAGCGCCGGGCAGAUCAGGUGCAUAGCCGACAGCGUGGACGUCGCGGCGGAGGCAACGGGGUCGAAAGCAGAGCUCCAGCGGCUCGCGAACGGCGACUGCUACAAGACCGAUAUUCUCGAGAGGCAUACAUCGGUCCUGGACCUGCUGGAGCGGUUCCCGGCAGCCAGGCCGCCCCUAUCCGCAUUCCUGUCGAUGCUCCCACCCAUCUGCCCGCGCACCUACUCCAUCUCGUCCGCGCCGUCCUGGAAGCCCGGUCACGCGACGCUGACAUACUCGGUCGUCGGGCCGCACGACGGCAACAUGGCGGGAGCAGCCGCGGAUCUGCCUCGCGUCUUCAGGGGCACGUGCUCCAGCUAUCUGGCGGCCCUGGAGCCGGGCCACGUGGUGUACGUGCGCAGGGGGGCGCAGAAGAACGCGUUCCGAGCCCCGGCGGUAACGGACGCCUCGGUGCCGUUGAUCAUGGUCGCGGCGGGGUCCGGGCUCGCACCCUUCCGGGCGAUACUGCAGCAGCGCCUUCUCGCGGCCAGCGCGGACGGGGUGUCGAGCAGGCCAGCCCCGGCGCUUCUGUUCUUUGGGUGCCGGGGCCCGGAGCUUGACUCGCUCUACCAGGAUGAGCUCGACGUCAUGGAACGCGAGGGCAUCGUGGAGGUGCGGAGGGCAUACAGCCGUGGCGGGGACGGCACGGAAGGCCGAUACGUCCAGGACGCCGUUGUGGCGGCCAGGGAGGAGGCUGGCGAGCUUUGGGACCGAGGGGCCCGUGUACUUGUAUGCAGUAGUAAGAAGGUCGCGGACGAUGUUUUCAGGGUGAUGGGGCCGACACUGUUUGAGUUUGAUCGUGUGCAAAGCCGAACGAAGAGGCAAGGUUUGGGGGACUGGGGAGAUGAUAUCAGAAGUCAGGGGCGUUGGGUUGCCGAGGUUUUCAAUUAA